CUUUCACUUCCAUCGGCUCUGCGGACCUUGCAAACCUUAUGCCUCACACCGUUCCUUGUCACCUUACGUAGUGGUUGCCAUCAGAUCUACCAAAUUCAAUCCAAUUGUUCCUUUCUCCUCCUGGCCGCUUACCUGUCCGCCUGUCGCAUCGUCCGUCCAUUCAUUUGCGCGUUGUCUGACCAACACCUGUUCGGCCCUUCCAGCGGCCCUGCUGUCGGCUUCUCUUCAAAUCCGUCAGAUGAAGCUUGAAGUUGCGAGUCAAGAUCUUCUGUGGCAAUUAUGGGGUCCUUUCUAAGGAGUCUACGCAGAGAUGUGGGACCCCCCACACCCUCAGUUGGGGCGACUCCCGCAAAGAAAGAACCACCAGUGCCCCCCGUGACCCCUUUAGAGAAGAUGCUCCAGGAUAUGGGUGCGAUCCGUGAGGAUGGUAGUGACAAGUUUUUUGGGAUGGAAAAUUACGGUAACACCUGUUAUUGUAAUUCGAUUUUACAGUGUCUAUAUUAUUCCGUUCCUUUUCGGGAGGCUGUCGUUAAUUACCCGACCCGAACACCUAUAGAGAGUCUAGAAGCGGCGUUAGCAAAGACUCUUCGCUAUCAAAACUUCGCCGCUAACUUGGAAGCCGAGGCGCUGGCCGAGAAACAGAAAGCUGCCAAUGCUCAGCGCCCUGGAGCGCCUCCGAAUCAGCCGCAAAAACCAGAGGACAAAGACUCGCCCGAAUACAAGAAGAAAAUGGCAUUACAAACGCUACCACUCUUGGAGACAAAGAACAACGCGACCAGCUAUGGAAUGUCAGAGUCCCUCUUUACGUCAUUGAAAGACCUUUUCGAGUCUGUUGUUGCAAGCCAGUCGCGGAUAGGUAUAAUCCGACCGCAGCACUUCUUGGAUGUUCUCCGACGUGAACACGAAAUGUUUCGGACUGCUAUGCACCAAGACGCCCAUGAAUUCCUAAACCUACUUCUCAAUGAAGUUGUUGCGAACGUGGAGGCAGAGGCAUCUAAACAACCUGAAUUAGAGAAGAGUCUCCCCCCAGCUGAAAGCACAGACUCGACUGAGCUAUCGGGAAGCGCCGGCUCUAAAACCCCCAACACUACUCGCUGGGUGCAUGAAUUAUUUGAAGGGACUCUGACAUCGGAAACACAGUGUUUAACUUGUGAGAAGGUUUCGCAACGUGACGAAGUUUUCUUGGAUCUGUCGGUAGACCUUGAACAGCACUCGUCGGUUACGUCGUGUUUGAGAAAGUUCUCAGCAGAGGAGAUGCUUUGCGAAAGAAACAAGUUCCACUGCGAUAACUGCGGUGGUCUUCAAGAGGCUGAAAAGAGGAUGAAAAUCAAGCGCCUGCCUCGGAUUCUGGCUCUGCACCUCAAACGAUUCAAAUAUACCGAAGACCUGCAACGACUUCAGAAGCUAUUCCAUAGAGUUGUCUAUCCCUAUCACCUUCGCCUUUUCAAUACGACAGACGAUGCGGAGGACCCAGAUCGUUUGUACGAGCUUUAUGCAGUGGUGGUGCAUAUCGGUGGCGGGCCAUAUCAUGGACACUAUGUCGCCAUUAUUAAAACACAGGAUCGCGGAUGGUUGUUGUUUGACGAUGAGAUGGUAGAGCCUGUGGAUAAGAACUAUGUCCGUAACUUCUUUGGCGACAGGCCAGGUCUGGCCUGCGCCUACGUCCUAUUCUAUCAGGAGACCACACUCGAGGCUGUUAUGAAAGAACAAGAGCAGGAAAACCUGGACUUAAACACGGGCGUCGCUGACAUAAACGACUCCACCUUAAAACAGAAUGGCCAUCCCCUAUCUCCAGGGUUGGCCCAUGUUCACAGCGCAUCACAGAUACCUUCAGCCAAUGAACCCGCCCGAUUCAGCAGUCUCCAACGGGCCCCUACUGCGCCUCCCUUGUUCCCUCACCCGGAACAUGCAGACUCGGAAAGCGCAUCCGCAGAUCCUUCGACUACUACAUCUAGCAUCCCGCCUGUUCCCCCCAUACCGGACACGCAUUCUCUUCCUCUCAGCCCGAAAAAGAGCGAUUCUCAUUUCAAAAAGGAACGCGCCAAAGAGGAAAAGGAGCGAAAAGCAAGCGAGAAAGAAAAAGAGAAACAACGCCGGAAGGAACAGGAAGCGAGAAUCAGGGAACAGCGACGAGAGGAUGCCGAAAUCAGAGCUGCGCUCGAGGCGAGCAAGGCGUCGAAGGCCGAGGAAGAUCGUCGGCAUUCUCCUGAUGACAGCAAGAAGCCAAGCCAUGGCUUGAGCCGUCUGAAGCGCGGUAGCAAGAGCUUCAGCCAUCGGCUCGGCAAAGAUAAAGAGAAUCGGGCUCCAUCCUCAGGUCUCCCGGCAACACCUAUUGCGGAACACCCACCAUCAAGAAACGGGGCUUCCGAAUCACAGCAACAACUACCCAACGGCCAAUCUCCGGGUUUUCAUGGCUUACAUACUAGGCAUACAGGACUAGGCGAAGAGCGGGAUACACUCAAAGAUCCUAAACACGACCCUAAACACGACAGAAGCGGACACCAUGGAAAAUGGAGGAGUUUCAGUCUCAAGAAGAAGUCGUUUAGCAUUCUUUCAUGAGCCUUUCUUCUCGUCCCGGUAUUUCGGCGACAAGUAUCGGCGAUAUCUUUCUGCACAUAGAAUGCGCGUUUUCCGUACAUAUUUCGAUGUAUCAUCACCUUUAUCUUCAUACCGGUCGUAUGGAUCUUCCGGCGGCAUAUUUCAGAGUCCCGCGCAUCCUAUAGCAAGGAUACCAUAGGAACCGG
This is a messenger RNA of Aspergillus pseudotamarii, 2744 nucleotides long. It is a transcript of the gene creB, whose product is annotated as ubiquitin C-terminal hydrolase CreB. The coding region runs from base 280 to 2559 and encodes 759 amino acids. The transcript has 4 exons. Gene Ontology annotation, cellular component: nucleus; cytosol. Lineage: Eukaryota; Fungi; Ascomycota; Eurotiomycetes; Eurotiales; Aspergillaceae. Gene Ontology annotation, biological process: protein deubiquitination. The record is from RefSeq and is a predicted model, not a curated record. Gene Ontology annotation, molecular function: cysteine-type endopeptidase activity; cysteine-type deubiquitinase activity.